Molecule: messenger RNA, 768 nt
Organism: Pangasianodon hypophthalmus (striped catfish)
Lineage: Eukaryota; Metazoa; Chordata; Actinopteri; Siluriformes; Pangasiidae
Gene: pttg1
Product: PTTG1 regulator of sister chromatid separation, securin
Exons: 6
Coding region: 155-700 (181 amino acids)
Biological process (GO): chromosome organization
Cellular component (GO): nucleus; cytoplasm
Source: RefSeq, a predicted model, not a curated record
AGAAGAAAACGAAAUGCGCACGAACCAAUCAGAAGGCAGGUUGCCUUUUAAAACCGGGAAAAUUGAAGUCAAAACAUACAUGUUUGUAACUGCACAAAAACAAAGGGCUUAAGAAGGAAGUCGCCACAUAACUAGUUUUUGAGUGUCAGAGGCCAUGGAUGCUAUGGUUUACCUUGAUCAAGAGAAUGGCACACUUGCUGCUCCAUCCAUAAAAGUUCGCCAGAGGCUUCAGUCUGCUCCUGAGCGUCUCCUAAAAACUCCACUGAAGACACGGCUCGGAGCUCCUGCGCAGUCAGGCCGUAAAGCUUUGGGAACAGUUAAUAAGAUUGUAGCCACUCCAGCAACCUCUCAUAAAGGUGAUGUGCUGAAUAAACCCCUUGCAGCCCAGCAAUGUAAAGUGGCUCCUCAGCCUGUUGGUGAGGACUACCCAGAGAUUGAGAAGUGCUUCCCAUAUGACCCGAGUGACUUUGAAGUAUACUGUGUACCAGAGGAAGUCUGCCUCAGCCGGUUUUCAUUGGCUGGUUUGAGAAAACAGCAGUGGCCUCUAAAUGUGCUCGAAGAGGAUUUCAGUAUGAUUCCACCAUGUUUGCCACUGUCUCCUCUCAAGAUGCCUUCAGUGCACUACAGAGAUGACCUGGAAGCAUUCCUAGAAACCAUCAGUGAGCUGACUGUGGAUUUGCCAUCUGAGUGUGACUCAUGAUGCUGUUAUAUAUUACACCCUUUUUACACUAAACUUAAUUUUGUAAUAAAGUUUUCUUUUUACAAAUA